AUGCGGCCGUGGAUCGGUCGAUCGUUUCAUUUGGACUUUUUGGUGUAAUUAAUAUUGCUUUUUCCUCGACAUGCUACCGACUACCGUGCUAAUAUUCUUCCCCCUCUAUAAGUACACUAGUUAAAUAUAUCCAAUUCCAACACGUCAAUCAACGGAGCAGCUAAACAUGGACGAGGCGCUUAACCGGACGGAGGCGGAGGCGGUGAGGAUGAGAGCGGAAACUAGCCGCAUGAAAGAGGAAGUGGCGGAAAUGGAAGCUGCUGCUGCAGACAAGGAGAAAGAGCUGGAAUUGGGAAGGGUGAAACUCGAUCGACUCCUUGCUGAUAUGGUGUUCAAGCAAGAAGUGGAGCAGGCUCUCCUGGAGAUUCUGUUCCCACCAAACUAAAACCACGACAUCGAGAUCGGAAGAAUGGUUGGCUCAAUGGAAUGACUAUUUCUUUUGCUCUCUUCUCAUCUUAUUUCUUAGGCACUAAAAUUAUGGAGUAGUCAUUCUAUUGAACCAAAUCUAAAAGUUCUCUUUAUGUCGAAAUAAAAAUUUGCCUUUUGA
Rubroshorea leprosula is the source of this 547-nucleotide messenger RNA. The record is from the annotation of a GenBank genome assembly. NCBI's taxonomy places the organism in Eukaryota, Viridiplantae, Streptophyta, Magnoliopsida, Malvales, Dipterocarpaceae.